AGGGAAGUGAAUUUGUUCCAAUGGAAGACCUUUCACUUCCGACCGACGCGAAGCCGCACUCCCUUUCAUCGAACAAGAGAACGGGCCGACCCGACCCAUUUGUUAUCCAGCCAAGAGCCAAGCACACCCACACCGCCAUACUGCUUCACGGACUUGGGAAUGGUGGUGAGAAGUUCGGGGUUGAGUUCCUGGAGUCCGCCAUCUCAUCUACUGGGGCCGGCCUUGCGGACUCCCUCCCUGGAAUGAAAUUCGUCUUCCCAACAGCACAAAAAUGUCGGUCCACCGCUUUUAGACGAGCACUGAUAAACCAAUGGUUCAACCUCGCCUCUCUGGAAGAUCCCGUGGAACGUACCGAUCUGCAAGUAAAUGGCCUAGGCGAAUCGGCUAGAUAUGUUCGGUCCAUCCUAAGUCAAGAGGUGGAGAUUGUACCGCCUCAAAACAUCAUCCUAGGCGGCACCGAAGACGGCGAAACAGAGACUAGUCUUGUCACAUUUUGCGAUGAUGAAGAUGAAGGGAAUAAUGAUGCAUUCCUUCAGGCGGUUGGUUUGGCAAGAGAUGUUCUAUCCAUGGAAGAAACCAACCCUACCAGCAUGGCUCGCAACCAUACAUGUUUGGGAACGCCUAUCUUUCUAGGUCAUGGCGAAAAGGACGAAAAGAUAAAUUACAAGUUUGGAGAAGGAGCCGCGAAGACUCUCGCUUCCCUUGGCCUUGAUAUUGCAUGGAAAUGUUAUCCGGAACUAGGCCAUUGGUAUGGAGUCCCAGAUGAGAUCGACGACAUCUUGGGAUUCUUACAGACACGCUGGCCUUGGGCGAAAUCAAUGAAUGACAGCUUCUCUAUUAUUACCUCUCUAUUAGUAUAUCUCUAA
Trematosphaeria pertusa is the source of this 866-nucleotide messenger RNA. RefSeq names its product alpha/beta-hydrolase. The transcript is spliced from 2 exons. Lineage: Eukaryota; Fungi; Ascomycota; Dothideomycetes; Pleosporales; Trematosphaeriaceae. The record is from RefSeq and is a predicted model, not a curated record. Gene Ontology annotation, cellular component: cytoplasm. The coding region runs from base 21 to 866 and encodes 281 amino acids. Gene Ontology annotation, molecular function: carboxylic ester hydrolase activity; palmitoyl-(protein) hydrolase activity. Gene Ontology annotation, biological process: protein depalmitoylation.